This is a messenger RNA of Lizanozyma spartinae, 990 nucleotides long. It is a transcript of the gene TRM12, whose product is annotated as Trm12p. The coding region runs from base 1 to 990 and encodes 329 amino acids. The transcript has a single exon. Gene Ontology annotation, cellular component: cytoplasm. Gene Ontology annotation, biological process: tRNA methylation; wybutosine biosynthetic process. Gene Ontology annotation, molecular function: S-adenosylmethionine-dependent methyltransferase activity; tRNA methyltransferase activity. The record is from RefSeq and is a predicted model, not a curated record. Lineage: Eukaryota; Fungi; Ascomycota; Pichiomycetes; Serinales; Debaryomycetaceae.
AUGUCACCCAGCCCUAAUGAAACACUUCUAUCCCAGGUCCCUAAGAAAUGGUCAUUGUACCCUCCGAUGCUUUUGUUGCAAACAGGCACUUUUGAUACCAUUGAAUGGGAAGAUGAAUUUGCAAAACUAGAUUCAGUUUUGAAGAAUAAAUUCUGGCAAUACUUGCUAUCUAAGAACUUCCCAGGAAUAACUCAUGUUGCAAUAAACAAGCCUAUCAUUGAAUCCGAUAUUCAACGUCGACCAUUUAAUAUAUUUCCCUUGUACGGGGAUUUUGGUCCUCAGGUCCCCUUCGAGUCUGAGCCUACGGCCAAUGACUUACAGCAAGCAUUCUGGUGUACGGUGGUCCAGAACGGUAUUCAUCAAACGUGGGCUCCAAAAUAUACUAUGUUUAGUAGAGGAAAUAUUAAAGAAAAGAAAAGACUUUUAGAUAGUUAUAAGGAUUUAAAUGGCCAAACGGUGUUGGACUUAUACGCUGGGAUCGGAUAUUUUACGCUUUCAUAUUUGAAGAACGGAGCUACAGUUUUCUGUUGGGAGUUAAACCCAUGGUCAGUAGAGGCAUUAGUACGUGGAUGCAAUAAAAACAAGUUUGGCGUUCGAGUUAUAGCGAAAGAUGAAAUAUUCUCCAAAAAGGUUUACAAUGAGCUGGUUAAAAAUGGUGUAAAGGCAUUUAUAUUCAACGAGAGUAACGAGACUGCUAUUUCAAGGAUGAAUCAACUAGGAGAGCAUGUUCCUCUAUCCCACGUCAAUCUUGGUCUUCUACCUUCUUCCAAACCCAGUUGGCCCUUGGUAGUUGAUUUAAUUCACAACCAUUCUACUAAAAGGAAAACUUUGGUUCAUAUUCAUGAAAAUUGCCAUAUCCAAGAGUUUGAGAAGUUAAAGGUGGAGAUAGAGAAUUAUUUCGCAACAAGUCAAUUUAUUCAUUUGGAGCAAGUCAAGACUUUUGCUCCGGAUAUUUGGCAUGUUGUUAUAGAUAUAGAGGUGGGUAAGUAG